This is a messenger RNA of Magallana angulata, 1094 nucleotides long. Its product is annotated as histone H3.3A. Lineage: Eukaryota; Metazoa; Mollusca; Bivalvia; Ostreida; Ostreidae. Gene Ontology annotation, cellular component: nucleosome. The transcript has 3 exons. Gene Ontology annotation, molecular function: structural constituent of chromatin; DNA binding; protein heterodimerization activity. Bases 148 to 558 code for a protein of 136 amino acids. The record is from RefSeq and is a predicted model, not a curated record.
UUAGUUCUCCUAUUGACCAAUCGAUACCAAGUUUUUAGUCAGAAGUCAACCAAUCGUAUUAGAGGUACUAUUCUGAAAAAAUCGUUGUAAAAUAAUUUAUUCAUCGGUUGAAGUUUAGUACACAGAAGCGGGAGAAUAGUUUGAAGAAUGGCACGUACAAAGCAGACAGCUCGUAAAAGUACAGGAGGAAAAGCUCCUCGUAAACAGCUCGCCACAAAGGCUGCACGUAAGAGUGCUCCCUCCACUGGCGGUGUAAAGAAGCCCCAUAGGUACAGGCCAGGAACAGUCGCUCUCAGAGAAAUCAGAAGGUACCAGAAAUCCACAGAGUUGCUCAUCAGAAAAUUGCCUUUCCAGCGUCUUGUAAGAGAAAUUGCUCAGGACUUCAAGACCGACUUGAGAUUCCAAAGUGCAGCUAUUGGGGCUUUGCAGGAGGCCAGUGAAGCUUACCUCGUUGGAUUAUUUGAGGACACUAACCUGUGCGCUAUCCACGCCAAGAGAGUCACAAUCAUGCCCAAAGACAUUCAGUUGGCCAGAAGGAUUCGUGGAGAGCGUGCUUGAUCUCAUUUCUUCUGUUUCUUCAUCUACUUUUCCAUCAGGACAUUCAAAUUUUUAUCACAAAUGCAGCAGACAUUAUCAGGACAUAUAAUAGCUAUGGCAUGAUAUUUAUGUGAGAACAAAAAUCGUGAGAAAUUUAUCAUGUGACUCUUGAUUUUCAUAGUUUUUAUCCUGUGUUUUGAGUACACAAAGAUUUUAGUUUUUAAAAUGAUCUCUUUUUCAAGAAAUUGCUUCUUUUUUUUCAUCUGUUAAAGACAAAAAAAUUGGGUUCAAUUCUUCAGCUGUAUUUUCAGUAAAGCAAAUCGGUCAGGAAGACAAUGCAGUGCAUCAUAUUAUCAUGAAUAGUCAGGGAAAAUUUGUAAUUGUAUGUGCAGCAGUUUUGUAUUUCAAUGUAUUUCUUUCUUGACUGUCUUUUCCAUCUUAAAUUCAUGGGGGGGAAACAUUUUGCUGUUUUAUACAGGGGUCUCAUUGUGUUGUCUUGAAACGUUUUAGAUUUGCAUGUAUUCUCAUUUUAACAAUAAAUGUAGUACUUUCCUUAA